UAACGCUGAAAAAUGAUCUCUGGUUAGCCAGCUCACCCAUUUGUUCCACUUGGGGAGGCAUUACAACCAAAUCCUCUUGAAAGAGUUCAGUUUUAGGUGUUCGACUCGAUGAUGACUUCUCACAGCUUCCUAUCCGGAAUUCCCUCAGACUACCGGUGGCUGCAGGCGUGUAAUCUGUGCCAGAUUUGCAAUGCCGUAUCCACCCUCUGACCUCACCGCAGAGACCCACUGUGCAUAAACCCUCAUUUCUGUGUAGCUUUGUCAGAGUAUGCAUGUGGUGUAGUAGCAAUAGCUUGUAUUUCACACAGGUUUCAAACUUGUAAAGUGGCUUUGUUUGCUUAAACACUUACAUAGUUUACUCAGUAUAGUGAAAUAUGCCUGGAUAUGCCCUGCCAAUCAGAGCGAACAUGUGCAGCUUGACAGAGCUCAACUAUAAAAGGACUGGGUGACUUUUUUAAAUCAUCAAUUAACAUGUACUUCACGUCAGCUUUGUCCUCUAACAGCGCUCUGCUGACUUCAGAAGCAGAGUCAUGUUGGCAGUGUUUUUCAGAGAUGUAACUCAUGUAAAGUUCAUCUUGGAUGUGAAGUGGAGUUGGAAAGACUUUUGCUAAGGAAGAAAAGAAAGGGAGACAGAAGGGACUAAAGAGAUCUAGCCUAUAAGUGAGGUGGGUGAUGCCUCUACAAGUUAACAUGCCAGUCGACCAGCACUGCUUAUGUAGUCCUGAUAGAGACCCAGCACCUCAAGGAAAACAAGUCUGUUACUAACAGGUACUGUAUGUUCCCACACAGAUCUGGAAAAAACAGACACAUUUAACAGCUGAAGCCUGAUUAUCUAACAUGAUGCUACAGUGAAAAUGUAAGUAAAUUUAAGCAUUGAUAACCUUUAUCUCAACACAGCUGUAGCUGUAACCCUGAUCAUUUUCCUCUGUAACACCUGAACAUAAGUUGACCUAACUGCUGCCGGAAACACUGUUCAAAGCAGAGACAGACCUCCCAAAUCCCAUGUAAAGACUAAAACCAACAGUGAGUUAGUCCCCUCUGUCAAUACUCUCUGAUUGAACCAGCCUGUUUGUGGCUCUCUCCAAACCCAUUUGUUAAUAUUUGAGACAUAAAUCUUUAAAAAUGGACCAAACGUUCCCCUAUAACAACUGAGCACUGUGGUUUUUGCAAAUAUUACAAGAGUAAAUAGUGUAUAGUCAGCUGCAGAUUUAAUGCUAUAAUGAGUAUUUACAGCAGAAUGUAUGUGGGAAAAUAAGCCACAGAGCCUGUGUUGAUUGUAAUAGAAGAACGUGUCACCCAGUGCAAGAUUGUGGUGCACUGAUGUGUUUUUAAUAGUUUUUUUGGAAAACAAUGGAGCGCCACAGUACAGAGGCAUAGACUAUAUUUGUGGAUACGCACACAACACUUGUUAGCUGCAAGUAUUCAUUGUUGGUUUUCAGCUUUUCAGAGGAUUUACUGACAGUAAGAACAAUACAGACUUGUCCUUUAUAGGUAUGCAAAGGACAACAUUAACUGGCUGUGACAUGUAUGCAAAUGUGUCAGCAGCAGCAGCAGAGAGAUCAGGAGACUGGAGCAGAGCUGGAGGGAGUCGCCAUCACUCUCUGUCUUAUUGCUUUGUGCAUUUCCAGUGUCAGUGAUUUAAAGAACAACAGCCCAUUAGUGAGGGAAAUGGUGGCAGGUCCAUCACAACAAAAUUAAAUAGGCUCAAUCUGAUUGACUGUGCACUUAAAUAGACAUUUUAAUGUGCUAAGGAAGCUAGAUAAUACUGUACCUCAGCCACACCUGUGUGAAAUAGAAGUAACUGUGUAAUAAUUUUGCCACAUUCAUAUAUUUAGCCUUUUCUGUCAUCUUUACUGUGGUGUAGUUACUUGGAAAAGACAUAAAAACAUUUCAUAUUUGAAUAGGAAUCUGGAUCUCUUAAAAUUCCCAUCUCAUGUUUAGUAAGAUUUAAAUCCUCCUGAGGGGGACUUGAAUGUCUGUACUAAAUUUAAUGACAAUCCAUUAAAGUAACGUAAUGUAACUUUGCUGAGCAACAGCGCCCUCUUCAGCCAUGAGUGGUAAUUAAUUCUGUUGGGCUCCGAGGCUAAGCGGUUAAGCUCUUAUCAUAUAUAAAAAACAAAGCCUUUCACUCGCUUGACUGGAGCACCAGCUUCAUAGUCCAACUCACUGAACUGAAACACAGCCAAAUGGUGUUUAUUACCCAUGAUCCCCUGGCUUCUGGAGCAGGAAGUGCUGUAUCUGAACAAACACAGCAAACUCUGUUUAUGAUUCCAAAUGUUUCCAAAUGUUUUCUCACUGAAUAUUUCAGAUACAUGCUGGUUUAUAAUGACUUCCAAGUCUCUUAAAGCUAUCUACAGCUCUGCAUUAUUCUUGAUAUUGGUGGGGCUCUCUUGCUCACUCAGUUAGCAAGAGAUCGUACAUGCUAACCAAAGUUACAUAGAGCAAAAACAGGCGUUUGGGGAGCUGUUGCAAGGCAGUGUACCAUCAAAAUGAUUCUGAAGAUGCAUAUUUUAUGGCAAAAUAGUUACAUAACAUUGCUUUAAAUGGUAAAUACUGAGAGAUUUUACUCAAACGUCAUGAGAUCACUCACCAAAGUCAUUAAGAUUCAUACCUCUGGGCAUCAUGAAUGUCUAUGCUCUCUGUCAAUCCAUCUAGUAAAUAUUAUUCACAGGAUAAGUGAAAAGUUUAACCAGCUGGUGGUGCCAGGGAAAAUGUCAGAGGAUCACCAAAGUUACAGGGAUUCAUCCUCUGGGGAUCAUGAAUAUCUUUACCAACUUUCAUAGCAAUCAGUUCAAUAGCUGACGAGAUAUUUCACUAACAGCCAAUUAAACCUCAUGUUGGCGCUACAGGAAAAAUCUGGGGGAACCAAACUAAUUUGAUUUCGUUCUCUGGGGACAAUGAAUAUCUCUCUAUAAAAUUUAAUGGCAGUCCAUCUUGUAAAGUGAGGGAAUGACAGACCAACACUGCCAUCCCUAAGAAGGCAAAACAUCUAACAGCACAGACACAGAAAACCUUUCACUCAGUACAGAGCUGCAGUUCUCAGAGAUCUCUGAAGCACAACAACACAGGCCUCAGCGGGUGGUAAACCCAACAUGCUGUUGCCUCAUCAGUAUGGAUAAAUGAAUCCACUUCUUCCGGGAGAAGCAAAAGGCUGUUUCACAGUUCCAUGAAAUAAGAGAAUUGUUCUAAGAAUGCUUCAACUUCUGCCUAUAGUCCCAUGUCAACAAAUCUCUCUUCUUAGAGCAGACACUGGUUCACAUACCUCACAAAAAGACACAUAAUAAAUUCAGUCUUGAGUCUUCGUGGAUUCCAGUAAAUAUAAUUAACCAUGUGUAACAGACUGCGCGUGUAUGACUUGCUACGUAAUUUGCUGGCUGACAGUUCAGGAGGUUUGUUGACAUUUAAUGUGUUAUUACUGGAUCAUUGAAUAUCAUAACAAAUUAAAACGAGUUAGUGUAUCUUUCACAGCUCGUAGUGCUUUUAAUUAAAAUUUAUGGAGUUAAAUUCUCUGGAGAGACUACCUUAUUUUAGCUAAUUGAAAUAUUCACACAGCCUUUGGCGCUGCAGAUUCCUGUGUUUGGUUCGUGUCCUUUAUAAGACCUCAGCGCUCCUCCAGCAGACAGCUCUGGUGUCUGAUGUCUGUCUGUUGAUGCAGCUGAGGCACAUUGAAGUGGUUGACUGUGCUGCCGGCUGUGGCUGGAGGAGACUUGUGUCUGCUGAUGUGCCUUUGAGGGACUAAAUCAUCCAUUUGCCACCACUUUGUUUUUUUAAACUCGGGGCAGCAAGCAAAUAAAUCCCUGCCAUUCCAGGAUCAUCUGCUCAGUGUUUAUUUACUCACACUUAACUUUCUCCUUCUGCUUGACCUGUACUCCUCAGGAUGAGCCAAAAGCAGCAUUUAAUAUGGGAACAGAACAGCAGGAUUAUACAAUCUUUGAUACUGUAUUAACUUUAUCCUGUUGUGAAAUAGUGAUACAAGGUCAAACAUUAAGUCAGUCUUCCCGAAAAAGAUAUUCAAAUUAAAGAAGUUCUUACAUUUGACUUGACCAUUAUCAUUGGAAAUUUGAGAACUGGCAAGUCAGACUGAAUUUACAUACACAUACACUGCACAAGGUCUUCAAACAGCUGCACAAUUACAUUUAGAUGUUGAGCAAACUGAAGUUUUAUGGACAAAUUAAGUCCAUUUUGGUCCCAACUGUAGUGGCGUGGUUCACAGGGCCAACAAAAACAAACCUCAGCGGGUGGCAGCACCAUAAACAAGUCACACUUACACAAGAUGGUCAGCUGUAAAAGAGCUGGAGAGCAAGCUUGGGUUAAAUGCUACCAUUAAAAGACUCUCUAAUCUGUAUACAUUUGAAUUUUGCAAAUUUGUAAUCAUGCUCCUGUACAUAAAGGCAGUGGUGUAAGGACAUCUACUCAAGUGCUGUACUUUGUAUUUAUGUUACUUGUAUGCUAAAUACUUCUGUCUCACUACAUUUCAAUGGAGGUUACUACUACUCUUAUUUGAAAGCAAUAGUUACCAGUUACCUUGCUUUUAUAUACAAAACAAAUGAUUGGUUUAUAAAAAGAGAUGUAUUUUUAUUAACUAAAAUAGCUAACAUUGUAUAAAUCAGUAAAAUAUUAGAGCUACAACAGCAAGAUGCUACUAACAUAUACAUUGUAAAAAAUAAUUAAUGUGGUUCAACUUAAAACUUAAGUUAAAUUGCUGCCUUAAAAUGUGAUUAAACUGAACCUGAAGAUAAACUUUGUUUCAACUCAAAAAGUUUAAGUCCUACAAGUUGCUUAGCUGAUGAUCAUGUGUUGUUUAAACUUGACACUUUGCAUUAAAACAACUGUGUUAUAUUAUCCAUUUCAGAAAACUUCAAACAAACUUAAAGUUCUACAAUAUUUAACUCAUAAUUUCAAUUUAACCUGAACUAUAAUCACACCAACUGCAAUUUCGAGUUAGGUUUACUUGCCUUUUUUAGGCAGAAAUUGAAUUUAAGAUUUCAAAUUAAGAGGACUAAUUUUUUAAUCAAUAUUUCUUGACUAAUAACAGCUACUACCAGGACUAUUACUUUUUAUAUGCUAACAUGCUGCCAACACUGAAGUAUUUCUACUUAAAUACUUCAGAUUAUGAAAAGGACUUUUACUUGUAAUGGAGUAUUCUUUACUACGUUAUAUUUUUACUUUUACUUGGGUAAGGGAUCUGUAUAUUUCUUCUUCACAGCUGUACGGUGUCUUGUAUUACUACAGUCUGCAAAAGUUGCGGUAUUUUUCUUUCUAAAAAUGAAAUAAUAUGUCAAAUUGCUUGAAAAGUGUGCUACUAAACUACCAAGACACAAAAUACCAAUGUUUCUUUAAAUGUCACAUCAUGUCUUUGGAUUCCGCUGAUAAAAGUAUCACUUUUAUCUUUUAAUGUCUCACUGGAGUUUUCAAGUUAUGGUGCAUUUGUGAUUUACAACAGUUUUGCUUGUUUUCUUCUCAGCAGUUGUUGAGCGGCUACUGUAACACAGUGUGCUGCUGGCAGCUCCUCCCAUCCCGCUAUAAGAGCCCAGCUGACCAGGUAGUCAGGGUCCAUCCCUAAAACAGGCCAGUGAAAACUGACUUAGGAAAACACGGUCAGCUUGUUUAAAACGUCUUUUUUUCCCCCCUCGCUGGUCGGUUACAUGCAGCCUUCGUGUCAUAUUGAGAUGUAGGAAAAGUCCCUGAGUUUGUUUUCGGACUAAUCUAACUGAGGAUUUGGGGCUGGGACUUUUUUUUAAAUGAUGACUUUUGCCAUGCUGCGGCCCGUGGCGACGCACUUAAUCUACUCAGACUUCACUCUCAUGUCCGAGGACGAUGAAAACCGAAGCGAAAGCGACGGCAGCUCGGAGCGAAGUUACAGCGACUCCACCGAAAAACGCAGGAGGAUUUCGCACAAACUGGAAGGAGACUCCGUGGUGGUCAUGAAACAGAGGAGCGCCGCUAACGCCCGAGAGAGAGGCAGGACCCAGAGCGUCAACACCGCGUUCACGGCUCUCCGGACUCUCAUACCCACCGAGCCAGUGGACAGAAAGCUCUCCAAGAUUGAAACUCUUCGCCUGGCGUCUAGCUACAUUUCCCAUCUGGCCAACGUGCUUCUCAUUGGAGACGGCGGCGCUGAUGGACAGCCGUGCCUCGGCGCGGUCCAUGUGCAGGGAGAGAGCGGGGCGAAGCAGCCGCGGACCAUCUGCACCUUCUGCCUGAGCAACCAGAGAAAAGGAAUAAAGGAUGGCAAAGACUGUAUAAAAAUGCGAGGACUGGGUCCACUGCGAAUGCGACGCUGACUGAAGACCAGUGAAUGAUCAGCGACCUGAAAAUAAUCAGAGACUUUCUCAGGGAAGAGUCGGAGCUGGUGUCACAAGGCACAGACACACACCAACACACACACAUAGGCAAACACAGACACAUACUCAUGCUGGAUCAAAUGAUGGAAGAAAAAGAGAGAAAAGACUAUUUAUACUUGACUGAGAAAAUUAAUUUUUGCAUAAGCCUUUCAAAGAUGCAGUGCAUUUGUUUGAAACUUAUGAGUUUUUGUCCUUUUUCGUUUGUUUGUUUGUUUUUUGAAAAAGUUUUAAAUAAAAUAUAUUUUAUCAAAAUAAAA
Molecule: messenger RNA, 6601 nt
Organism: Lates calcarifer (barramundi perch)
Lineage: Eukaryota; Metazoa; Chordata; Actinopteri; Centropomidae
Gene: tcf15
Product: transcription factor 15
Exons: 2
Coding region: 5742-6284 (180 amino acids)
Biological process (GO): developmental process; regulation of transcription by RNA polymerase II
Molecular function (GO): protein dimerization activity; DNA-binding transcription factor activity, RNA polymerase II-specific; RNA polymerase II transcription regulatory region sequence-specific DNA binding
Source: RefSeq, a predicted model, not a curated record